GCUGCCGAGCCGCGGAGCGAGUGCUGUGUGCGCCGCCGCCGCCGCCGCCGCUGGUCCCGGCCCGGCCGUCCUGUCCGUCCGCUCGUCCGCCCGGCUCGGCCCGCAGGGCGCCGGGGGGCGAAGGCGAAGCCCAGGCCGGGCCGCAUGAAGGAGUGCGAGUACCAGCAGAUCCGCCCCGGGGCCGCCCCGCCGCCGCCGUCCAGCGCCCCCCGCUCCGGCUCCGGGCCGCCCCCGACGCCCCGCAGGCUGAGCUCGGGCCUGGGCCCCGCCGCCUCCGCCUCUGCCUCCCUAUCCGCUGCAUCCGUCCGGCCGUGCCGCAAAUGGGAGGUGUUCCCGGGCCGCAACCGCUUCUACUGCGGCGGCCGCCUCAUGCUGGCCGGGCACGGCAGCGUCUUCGCGCUCACUGUCGUACUCAUCGUCACCACCACCACGCUCUUCUUCGUCUUCGACUGUCCUUUUCUGGCCCGCCACCUGACCUUGGCCAUCCCCAUCAUCGGGAGCAUGCUCUUCUUCUUCGUCAUGAGCUGCCUGCUGCAGACAAGUUUCACUGAUCCUGGGAUCCUGCCCCGAGCUACUCCCAAUGAGGCAGCUGCCCUGGAGAAACAGAUCGACAGCACUGGCAAUUCCACUUAUAGGCCUCCCCCGAGGACCAAGGAGGUGAUGAUCAAUGGACAGAUGGUGAAAUUAAAAUACUGCUUCACCUGUAAGAUGUUUCGGCCCCCCCGGACCUCGCACUGCAGUGUGUGUGACAACUGCGUGGAGCGGUUCGACCACCACUGCCCUUGGGUGGGCAACUGUGUGGGAAAACGGAACUACCGCUUCUUCUAUGCCUUCAUCCUGUCCCUGUCCUUCCUGACCUCCUUCAUCUUUGCCUGUGUCAUCACCCACCUGACUCUGCGUUCUCAGGGAGGCACCUUCCUUGACACUCUGAAGGAGACACCAGCGAGCGUGCUGGAGCUGGUGAUCUGCUUCUUCUCCAUCUGGUCCAUCUUGGGCCUCUCAGGGUUUCACACUUACCUCGUCGCCUCGAACCUGACAACCAAUGAAGACAUCAAAGGCUCGUGGUCCAAUAAGAAAAACAUGGAGGCUUCCACCAACCCCUACAGCCAUAAAAGUGUCAUUGCCAACUGCUGUGCUGUGCUCUGUGGGCCUCUGCCCCCCAGUUUGAUUGACCGGAGGGGAUUUGUGCAGCCGGAUACCCAGUUGCCCUCUCCCACCAAGAACGAGGAGCCCACCUGUGGAGCCAAGCCAGACGGCAGCAUGGUAGGAGGCCUCCCCUAGAGGAACUGAGUGCUUGCCAGCCUGCCAGUCCCUCUUCCCUGCGUCCACUGCCUCCCCGUGCCUGCUGGACCCACCUCUGCCUCAUUGGGGCAGAGCUACCCAACACCCAAGUCAAGCCUCCUCUUCUUUAUUUCGGCACUGCCACCCUCCAUGGCUGUUCCUGAGCUCUUCUGUUGCUGCCCCUCUCCCACCUCAGGGGGAUCCCCCUCCACCUAAGUCCAGGAGCCAUGUGAAAUUGACCAGAGACUCCCUACUGGCUCAUAGUGGGGAAGCAGAAUCUCCACCUGGUCAUAGUUGGGGGUGGGGAUGGGAGGGACAAGUGCCCACUUUGCCAUAGAGAACCAGUUUCUUUGCCUUUUAUAGCCAUGUCUGUGCUAAGAAGGUUUAGCCCUGUAUAGAUACAUGGAUGUGGGUGUGAGGGGGCCCCAGGCCUUGCUGAAACCGUGGGCAGCUGUCCCAAUGACAGCUAGGGGGCCGUGAAGGCUCAGCCAGUGCAAGAGCACAUCUUAGAGCCGGGGACACUUCCCAGGGCUUGGUGGUUGCCUGUGUCUUUAAUCAGGAGGGAGCCAGAGCCACCUGAUAGUGAGGGUAGACAGGGUGUCCGGUGCCAGCAGGAACUUGAUUGGGGGGUGGGGGGGAAGGAUGUCCCUGUUUGAGGUUUCUGGGAACAAAGUGAGCCCAGCCUCUACUCAUUAGACUAAGCAGUGAGAGCCCUUCCCUUGCUCCCCCAGUCUUGAUCCAGGGACCAUACACGGAGCUGUCCUAUCCCCUAGAGUGGGUGAAUCACACACAUGCACACAAACACACACACACUGGCAAUACUUGAAACGGGUUUUACUGAAGCUGCUGGGUAUUUUGCACAAUUUUAUAGAACUUUUUUCUACAUAGAAUUUUUAAAAGAAAAAAAACCUGAGCCCCGUUGUUUCUCUAGUGCUGGGUGGUGUUGGCAAGAGGCAGGUUGGUUUUAUGAUUUUGUUACAAGAGACCUUAUGGUUUGUUGUAAGUGUAUCUGUCUGGCUGUGUGUGUGUGUGUGUGUGUGUGUGUGUGUGUGUGUGUUUUCAUUCGUGCAUGCCUGGCUGAUUGCUUGGACGGCUCCCACUCCCCCACAUGCCCUGAGUUGUGGCUUUUUUUAUUCCCACGCCACCUGUGGGGAUCUGAGUCUAGCAGAAGCUGGCAGGGGAGCCGUAUGAGCCAUGGGCACUGAGAGAGUGAACGAGAAAGAUAGAGACUGUGUGUGUGUGUGUGUGUGUGCACACUGGUUGUGAAUGGCAUUGUGGAGUUCCCAGGGGGGCCAAGUCCCCAUUCUGGGUGUCCUCCCACACUCCCUUUCCACCCCCACCUCCCAACCACUGACUUUGAUGUCAGAAACCUGGUGGCUGGGUGACGCCAGGGCCCCCCUCCCUUCCCCAAGCUGGGUUUCCGGCCUGAAAUCUGCCCCAACAGGCCAAAGUGCAUUUGGGUGGGGUUAUGGGAGUAUCAAGAGUCUUGAACAAUCCUGGAAGAGCAUCAGAGGCUGGAAGUAGUUGAGGGUGGCAGCUCCUCUGACUGAUGCCCCUCAGCCUGUGAGGGGGGAAGAAUGAGCUCUGGCUUCGGGAGAUUGAGCCCCUGGGCUAAAGUUUAGUCCAAUCCCUUCCCUCUUGGAGCUGCCUAGAGCCUCAGCCCCUUAGGAGAAGGUGAGAAACCCAGCACCGUCCUGGGUCCUCUGCCCAUCCGCCUUGGCCCUUUCUUUAACUGUGGCUAUUCCAAGUCGCUGCUGGAAGGAGCUAAGACCCUGGAGCCCUGCCAUUAAUGGUCCCUCCAGGCCAGGGGGCAGAGGCUUGGAGAGCCACUUUGUCUAGAAGGAGCAGUUUCCUGGGGACCUCAUGGAAAGCUCAAAGUAGCCUGAGCGUCAGUAUCCUUGGCCCUGUGGAGGAGAGCAGGGGGAGCCCAUCGGCCUUUCAUUGAAGCCAGUGUUCUUUGUUCCUGCCUGUAAUAAAAUUUUUAUUUUUAAGAGUUGA
This is a messenger RNA of Trichosurus vulpecula (common brushtail), 3279 nucleotides long. RefSeq names its product zinc finger DHHC-type palmitoyltransferase 18 (gene ZDHHC18). Gene Ontology annotation, cellular component: endoplasmic reticulum; Golgi apparatus. The record is from RefSeq and is a predicted model, not a curated record. The transcript has 8 exons. The coding region runs from base 145 to 1281 and encodes 378 amino acids. NCBI's taxonomy places the organism in Eukaryota, Metazoa, Chordata, Mammalia, Diprotodontia, Phalangeridae. Gene Ontology annotation, molecular function: protein-cysteine S-palmitoyltransferase activity. Gene Ontology annotation, biological process: protein targeting to membrane; peptidyl-L-cysteine S-palmitoylation.